This is a messenger RNA of Pelmatolapia mariae (spotted tilapia), 1791 nucleotides long. Its product is annotated as kelch-like protein 7. Lineage: Eukaryota; Metazoa; Chordata; Actinopteri; Cichliformes; Cichlidae. Gene Ontology annotation, molecular function: protein binding. The transcript is spliced from 12 exons. The coding region runs from base 1 to 1707 and encodes 568 amino acids. The record is from RefSeq and is a predicted model, not a curated record.
AUGUCUUCUGACAGUGGUGCCGACAUAAGUGGGAUGAUGGCCUCUCCAUCAAGUGCCUUCAGAGAGCACACAUGUCUGACCAACUACAUGGGAUUCCUUAACUACGUAAGAAAACAGGGCAACCUCUGUGAUGUGACCCUUGUGGUUCAGGGAAAACGCUUUGCAGCACACAGAGCAGUGCUAGCUGCAGCCAGCCAUGUCUUCAGACUUAUGUUCACCACCAGAAUGAAGGAGUCGGUGUCUCCUGAGGUGGAGCUCAGGAGUGUUGAGCCUGAGAUCCUUGAGCUGUUGCUUGAAUAUAUUUAUACCUCACAAAUCACAGUGGACAGUACUAAUGCAGAGUCAUUGCUGAAUGUGGCCAACCAGUACCAGAUUGAACCAGUGAAGAUGAUGUGUGCGAAGUUCAUUUUUGGACAGAUUGAUGCAACAAACUGCCUGGGUAUUUCAGUACUCGCAGACCGCAUGAACUGUCCAGAGCUGAAGGCAGCAGCAGAGGAGUUUUCCUAUCUCCACUUUACUGAUGUCUGCAGACUGGAUGAAUUUCUGCAUCUGGACAUUGCACAGCUCACGCAUCUACUGCACCAGGACAAACUCACUGUCUACUGUGAGACACAGGUUUAUGAUGCUGCAGUGCGCUGGCUAAAGUAUAACAUCUCAACUAGACAACAGCAUAUUGUGGAUGUUUUGGGGUGCAUUCGCCUGCCUCUGGUCCCCAAAACCUUCCUGUCAGAAACUGUAAAGACUGAGCCGCUCUUCCAGGACAACCCACGCUGUUUACAGAUGAUCACCUACCUCAUUGCUUUUGCCUUAGGUGCGAUGUGGGGCCUUGGAGAGCUCAGCCAACCACGUCGCAAGAAGUACGACAACUGCAUUGGUCUGUUUGAUGGUAACCGCUGCUACUUCUUUGACCCCAAGGAUUACAGCUGGAUGAGCAUCAACUGCAAACUGUCAAAAUGCCAAAAUACCACAGCUGUCCUCUGGAAUAGGGUGGGCUGCAUUUUAGGUGGCUCACACAGCUUUCACAUCAAACACACAGACUUCUACAACAUUCUGAGGAAUAGGUGCUCCUGGCCAGGGCCACCAACACCUCGUAAGAACAUGUCUGCGUGUGCUUUUGAGGGCAAGAUCUUCACAUCUGGAGGAUCAGAAGCGGGUGGGUCAGCUGUGGACCUCUUUGAAAGUUAUGACACAAUGACAGAGUCAUGGCAGGUCAACACCAGCAUGCUAGUGUCCCGCUGCAGUCAUGCCUCAGUGGAGGCCAAUGGGCUCAUUUAUGUUUGUGGAGGAAUGACUGGCAACGGUGUUUCUGGUAGAGUCCUCAGGAACUGUGAGGUCUAUGACCCCAGCACACAACAGUGGAGAAAAUUACAUGAAAUGAGGGUUGCCAGGAAGAACCAUGGGCUAGUGGUUGUCGACAACAAGAUCUAUGCUGUUGGAGGUGAAGGGUCAACUGGUGGACUUGACUCAGUAGAAUACUAUGAUAUUACCACUAACAAGUGGCAUGCUGCCUCAAGGAUGCCGUGGAGAAGUCUCACAGUGAAAUGUGUGCCUGUCGGUGACGUCAUUUUUGUGCUGGCAGGCAAGGGACUAGGGGCACAAUGCCUCACAAAUGUCCUAGAAUACCACACAAAAACCAAUAGGUGGGUAACAUCCAAAGCUCAAGCUUUUUCCUCCGCCAGCUGCAUUAUCUGCACGGUUGGUCCAUGAGAGUUCAUUGAAGGCAGCCACAUAAUGUUUUUAUUUGACUCAUCCUCAUAGGACAAGAUGCACAUUUGAUUGUUAUGAUGCUUG